AUGCAAUUGUUUUCCCGCACGGUAAACGACUAUCAUCGUACUUCGUUCGUAACAUUGCCAAAGCUGCUGCUUCCGCAGACGGCCCUCCUUGUUUCUCUGACCCACCCAACCGGCCACCGAUUUUCUAAUUUUUUUUCUAUUAAAACCCAAACACACAGCCGUUAUGGUCUCCGCCGACGGAGCUCCGUCGCGUCCUCCGCCGUCGUUCCCCAGCCGCGAGGACUGCUGGAGCGAGGACGCCACCUUCACGCUCGUCGAUGCCUGGGGCGAACGCUACCUCGAGCUCAACCGCGGCAGCCUCCGCCAGAAGCACUGGCAGGAGGUCGCCGACACCGUCAACGACCGCCACGCCGGCAGUAAGAAAUCCCGCCGGACCGACGUGCAGUGCAAGAACCGAAUCGACACGCUGAAGAAGAAGUACAAGAUCGAGAAGGCUAGGGUUUCCGAAUCCGGCGGCGGUUACCGGAGCCUCUGGCCGUUCUUCUCCCGUCUCAACGCCCUCAUCGGCGAUACUUAUCCGGCCAGAAAGGCAUCCCCGCCGGCCGCCGUGAAACCGUCGGCGCCGCCGGCGUGGAUUGUCUCGCACCCUGUCGGUCCCCGAUCCGGGACUCAGAAACGCCCGGCUGCGAAGCCUUCGCCGCCGGUUCUGAGCAGGGAGGAGGACUCGUUGUUCCGCCGGAAUUUCUCGGCGUUCGCGGCGGCUGCGGCUGCUGCGGCGGAGGCGGAGAGCGGGGAGUCGGAGGAGUGGAGGUCGAGCAGCGGCGGCAGUGGGAAGAGGGGAAGAGUGGAGAAUGAUGACAAGGAUUUGCAGUUUGGUUACAGAGAGCUUGCUCAUGCUAUAGUGAGGUUUGGGGAUAUGUAUGAGAGAGUUGAAGAGAUGAAACAGAGGCAAAUGGUGGAGUUGGAGAAGCAGAGGAUGCAGUUUGCUAAGGAUUUGGAAUAUCAGAGGAUGCAGCUUUUCAUGGAAACACAGGUUCAGCUGCAAAAAAUUAAACGCAGCAAACGAUCUUCUUCUGGAACUGAUAGUUUCUCAUAGCAAGCAGUGAUGGAUAUAUGAUAUAUGAUAUCCUAUUGGGAAGAACUGAAGAAUAGAUAGAUUUACAUUUGGACAUGGAAAGCACAUACCCUUUUUUUUGGAAUGAAAGAAAAUUUAGGCAAAGGUAUUUCACAGUGAGUAUUUCGGGUUUGGUUGUUUUUUUAAUGUAAUACUUGCUUUUGUGUAGUAAAUUUUCUUUCUUUUUUCUUUCACCUUUGGACUUUGGUGAACAUCCGAAGAUAAAUGAGGGAAAAGAUGAUGGCUUAAUUCGAACUUUCAUUUUGUUAGAUUCACCUUAUAAUGAUGAUUUAAAUCUUUAUUUAAUAUUUGCCAUUUUUUUUA
Lotus japonicus is the source of this 1378-nucleotide messenger RNA. Its product is annotated as trihelix transcription factor ENAP2-like. Gene Ontology annotation, molecular function: transcription cis-regulatory region binding. The transcript is spliced from 2 exons. The coding region runs from base 164 to 1036 and encodes 290 amino acids. Gene Ontology annotation, cellular component: nucleus. Lineage: Eukaryota; Viridiplantae; Streptophyta; Magnoliopsida; Fabales; Fabaceae. The record is from RefSeq and is a predicted model, not a curated record.